Molecule: messenger RNA, 606 nt
Organism: Peronospora matthiolae
Lineage: Eukaryota; Oomycota; Peronosporomycetes; Peronosporales; Peronosporaceae
Source: the annotation of a GenBank genome assembly
AUGGAGAUCAAGAACGACCGUAAGACGGGAAUGGUGACUGUACAACAAACCAAGUUUCUCAAGUCCGUGUUAACCAAGUUCGGAAUGGAUAACAGCAAGCCAGUGAAGACGCCUCAAGAUCCCGGCCUGAAGCUAACCAAGAACAUGUGUGAACAAGAAUGCAAGCACGAAGACACCAUGUGCAACGUGCCAUAUCGAAGUGCUGUCGGAGGCAUCAUGUAUCUCAUGGUCGCCACACGUCCGGAUCUAGCUGCUGCAGUGGGAUCAUUAUCCCAGUUCUCGUCCGACCCAUGCCCGACUCACUGGCAAGCUUUGAAGCGUGUGCUGAGAUACCUGCAAGCAACGCCCAAUCAUGGUCUUGAGUUUACACGUGAAGAAGGAAGCCGUAUCUGCGGGUACACCGACGCAGACUGGGCCGGCGACAUUGAGUCAAGACGAAGUACAAGCGGCUAUGUGUUCAUGAUGAGCGGAGGAUGCAUCAGCUGGAAAAGCCAGAAACAACGGACGGUCGCGCUAUCUUCAACAGAAGCAGAAUACAUGGCGCUUUCCGAAGCAACCAAAGAAGCAGUAUGGCUCAAAGUGCUUUUGGGGAACUUGGUGAGAUGA